Molecule: messenger RNA, 1013 nt
Organism: Vigna umbellata (rice bean)
Lineage: Eukaryota; Viridiplantae; Streptophyta; Magnoliopsida; Fabales; Fabaceae
Source: RefSeq, a predicted model, not a curated record
UUAGUUUCCUUUGCAUGUUAAAAAAACAAUUAUGCUGAGGACGGAGAGUUUUGAACUUAAUAUUUUAUUCAUGUCAGAUGGCAAAGAGGUUGAUGGAUGUUGCAAAGUCUGAAGGGCUUCAAGUCAAUGAGAUUGCUCUUGAGGAACUAGCAGAAAGAGUUAAUGGAGAUAUGCGGAUGGCAGUAAAUCAGUUACAGUAUAUGAGCCUCUCUAUGUCAAUUAUCAACUAUGACGACAUUAGACAACGGCUUUCUUACCAAUGCAAGGAUGAAGACAUUUCCACCAUCACGGCUGUUGAUAAGUAUAAUAUAUAAUUUUAUCUCUGACUAGUCUUUAAAAUCAUUAUAUACUGUUGAAUAUCUCAUGCCUUCGUUCGUAGCAUUAGAAUGUCAAUGGGCCUCCUUAAUGGACUAAACAAUUUUUUAUUCCCUUGGAAUAAAAUAUGAACUUAUUCAAAGGGAGAUUUUUCUGUGAGAAGUUUUAUAUGAUACGGGACUUGGGUGAAGGCAAAAUGGACUUUCAAUUGGUAUUCUGAGGAGUAAGAAAAAUAUGUUUAGGAUGUGAAAACUGAGUUGAUAUGGUUUAGACAAACAAAUGAAUUUUUUCUAUUAAAGUUGUUCUUUAAUGAAUAUGGUUCUUUCUCUUAAUUAUUUUUAUUUGUUCCAAUUAAUCAAUUGAGGACCCCUACACUCAUGUCAAUGUUGAUUUCUAGUGAUUUAUGUUGUUUUUUCACUAGUCGGCUCUGAUACAAGUGGGUGUGAUGACAUUUAUAAGGUUUAUACUUUAUAAGCUGUAGUUCUGUGAAUGUUUGCCGUUUCAUCAAUGAUCCAUUGGGAGGGGGGGCGGGGGGUGGUUGGAGGCGCUCUGCAUGGCUUAGAUUUCAUUCAAAUCUGAAGGAUUAACUGCUCAGAAGGUUGUGGCCAAGUUCAAUCUCACAACAACAUCUCUUUUCUUGUAGGCUUUUUGGUUUUAAUGCUGGGAAGUUGAAAAUGGAUGAGAGGAUAAACCUUAGC